Letharia lupina is the source of this 2187-nucleotide messenger RNA. RefSeq lists its product as uncharacterized. The record is from RefSeq and is a predicted model, not a curated record. Bases 1 to 2187 code for a protein of 728 amino acids. Lineage: Eukaryota; Fungi; Ascomycota; Lecanoromycetes; Lecanorales; Parmeliaceae. The transcript has 2 exons.
AUGGGUCAACGCCAUCAGCUGUUCGUCAUUGCAAGCAUAAAUGCCCGUUACCGCACCCUAUGUGCCAUCCAUCACCAAUGGCUCUAUGGGCACACCGCGUUGAGACGAUGCCUUGGAACUCUCCAAAUUUUCGCGGAUCCGGCAAAUCGGAUCCCACUUGAACAGGAACUCAUCGCCGCUCAACGUCAAGAUGACGACUUCUGGGCCCCUCCAGAGGACGGAUUUCACGAGAAGAACGUUCACGUCCCAUUCCCAUUCAUUGCCACUUGCCUUAUCACUGGUGCAUCAUUUGGUCCAGAUGACGGCUAUUACCAUCCUGUACUCGUUGAGAAUUUCUAUAUGGCAUACGACGAAGGCGACAACAACAAUGGGAUUACUGUCUUCGAUAUCACUGAACCAAGCAAUGUUCGCUACUGCUUCGUUGACUUCUAUGGCAUGGAAAGCGAGCGAUCCGUCCAACUCAUGGCGCCACUUACCGCUCGUAUCUACCUUGAGGCAUACUAUGAUCUCAGCGACCCACAAAGUGCAGAGGAUCUCCUUCCAUUGCUCGACGAAUUCAAUCGGUGGCAUACUAUUCCAGUGGCUACACUUCAGGAUACGUGGCCCGAGGGAGAAUGGGAAGAGCCGGAAUUCGACCAGGGAGGCGGAGAUGAGGUGGCUGUUCCAGAGCUUGAGAAGCCUGGCACCGCGAAGACCCUACGUGAUGGAGCUAUGGCCACUGUGCUUCAAGCACUUCUGGAUGCAUCAGACGAAGACGCUGGCUUGUUAUCAGAGGCAGAGCUUCUGACAGACUUUCUGCCGAGGUUAAAAGACAGGCUUUAUGAGCAAGCGAAUGCUCUGGAACCGUCUCCUCAUCUACUGAAUCUUCUGUGCAGAGCCUUGGAAGACCAUGACGAUGUAGACCUAAGCCCUUUCAAAGCUUUCUCUGCGGAGGAUCUGUCGCUCGUGGUCUCGAGACUCCGAAAGCAUGGCAAGAUGAUUACCUUGUGCAUGUCAAACAGGCCCGAUGUCACAGAAGAAGAUUUGAAAUUGGUACUUCGUGAUGCUGCAGAUCUCAAGGCGCUUUACAUAUUGGAGGCCCCUCAAAUUUCUGUGCAAGGCAUGAGCAUGUUUCUAAGCGACUGCGAUUUAUACCACUCGGACCUUCUGCGACAAGCAAUCAAGCCUCAACCCUUGAGAUCAGAUACAGGCAUUGAUUGGGAUUCCGACGACGUUCUAUCGACUGGCCAAGCCUGCAGAGGCAACGAUGUUUCACAGCUAGUUUGGUUGGCAAUCACAGAACGCCAAGCUCUCGACAAAGACAAUCGUCUAGAUAGUGGACUAUUUGAUUGGAAGAGUUUGAGGCAGCCGAAGGUUGGCUGCUCUGGGUCUGGUCUGAGAUACAAGAGGUAUCCUUUGGACAUGCCGCUUCCCACAUUCAAGACCGUCGCCGGCCUCUUGCGCCUGUUGAACUGGGGUUCUUCUUCAGAGCUAUACAACCCCGAGCGGUGGUCGAGGGGUGCAGCUUUCUCCUUUGCUAUGGCAUCAUCCAUUCCGGGUGGCAAUGACUUAGGGGUUGGCCCCGUGGGUGGUGGCAAAGGGUUUGGUAUUGGGACCUUGGGAAAAAGGCUUUACCUGGACAGUACCCGUGAGCGCAUCCAUUCAAGUGAUGCUCAUGCGCACCUCGAACCUGGUCGAUGGGCUAUUGUCUUGAUUCAUGAGGCCUUUGAUGCUCCAAGUCAGCGUUAUCUUGACGAAUGCCAACGGGGGGAGUCUGCCGGAGCAGACUCUGGCAGUGAGGACGACAAUCCGCUAGAGCAGCCAAAAGGAGGGGAGCAGUCCAUGGAAAGGGCGAUGGCCUUGCUUCUGGGACCUGAAGACCCAUUCGAGGACAAAGGCAAGAACCAGAACCUGCCAUUCCGAGCGAUUAAGAGACUGAGGUACGCACUCGUCACACCAUCCAUCGAGUCAAAUCCAUCGGGUCAUGAAUUCAUCGUGGCCGAUAUCCCUACAUAUCUGGAGCAUGUUAUAGAGAAAAUGCAAGACAAAGGGAAUGCUGGAGAUCUCCAGAAGCUGAUCGAGGUGUGGAACAGCCGUAUUGCUACCAUAGACACCGCGGACUUUUACGGGGAUGAGGACAUUCAUGACAUCUUGCCGGAGGUCUUUCCGCUCCGAGAGACAGCUCCAUCUGGCUCUCAGCCCGAGUGA